GCGCGCUCGUCGUUCAGGAGCGAAAGACUCGGUCCGUACAGGAUCGAUCUAGUCUUGCUCCUUUUCCCCCAGUUGAUAGCAGAACGUUCAUCGGAAUCUGGACUGGGGUAAAGGGCUUGCGAAUGGGUGUGCUGCGGCAUUACCUGGUCUAAGCUGGGUGGAAGGAAAACUUUCCUAGGCGCACGCUGGUCCGCAAACUGGACCUUUAGGUCUAACGGCACUUCAAGAGAUUGGGCCUUGAUCCAUGGCGUAGCCAAUAUGAAAGAGGGGAUGAUUGCUUCGUUGAUGCUUUGUAUUUUACUUUUCCUGGCCCCAGCACUCAAAAAUCAAGGGACUGUCGCCGCUUCUGGGGAUGACAGAGUCAACAUCACCAAAAUUCUCAACGCAUUCUUUGACCAGGGCUAUGACAAGCGGGUCAGACCGAAUUACGGAGGUCCGCCGGUGAUAGUGAGCGUCACGAUGUUCAUCCUCAGCAUCAGUUCUGUAUCAGAGGUGCUAAUGGAUUUUACUCUUGAUUUCUACUUUCGUCAAGCUUGGACUGAUGACCGGCUUUCGUUUACCCCGAGGACGGGAUUCGAGAGCUUGACGGUAGGCGCCGAGGUCGCUGAUCGAAUUUGGGUCCCGGACACCUUUUUUGUAAACGAGAAGAGCGCCUAUUUCCACAAAGCUACUACACAAAAUACAUUCCUCCGUAUCUCCGCAGGUGGUGAAGUCUUCAGAAGCAUUAGAUUAACUGUAACAGCUGGAUGUCCUAUGGAUUUACAGUACUUUCCUAUGGACAGACAAGUGUGCUUUCUCGAAAUUGAAAGUUUCGGAUACACAAUGAGAGACAUAAGGUAUAAGUGGGGAGACGGAGAGAAAUCUAUUGGUAUGUCAACCGACGUUGAGCUACCCCAGUUCAAAGUCUUAGGCCACAGGCAAGACCAAAAAGAAGAACACCUAUCGACAGGUAACUAUUCGAGAUUAGUGUGUGAGAUUCAGUUUGUGCGGAGCAUGGGCUACUAUUUAAUCCAGAUAUACAUCCCAGCCGGGCUGAUAGUCAUCAUUUCAUGGGUGUCUUUCUGGCUGCACAGAAAUGCUACACCUGCCCGAGUAGCCCUGGGGGUCACCACCGUGCUCACAAUGACCACCCUUAUGUCCAGUACCAACUCCGCCUUACCCAAAAUCUCGUAUGUCAAAAGUAUUGACGUCUACUUAGGAACCUGCUUCGUGAUGGUGUUCGCUUCCUUGUUAGAAUAUGCAACGGUUGGCUACCUGGGAAAGAGAAUAAGUAUGAGGAAGGCCAGGAACCAGCAGAUGGCAAAGAUGGCUCAAGAACACCGACAGAGAUGUGUGGCAGCAGCCGCGGCUGCGGAGGGGCCCGAAAGGUGCCCCCCUCCGGAGGCGGUUCUUCUGCCAGGGAAUGCUGAAGUUACCAUGGUCAAAUCGGCCGUGCGAGGACAGCCGGAGGGUCGUCAAAAGAUGGUUGAACCACCUCACCCCAACAAACCCGUUGAGAAUCCCGCCAACGGUGCUCCCGACCUUGAUGCCAUCUUCGGCAAAAAAGCAGACAGCUUAUUCGGCGUUAGUCCCAGCGAUAUUGAUAAGUACUCUCGGGUUGUGUUUCCCGUUUUCUUUGUUUGUUUUAACCUCAUGUACUGGAUCAUCUAUUUGCACAUCAGUGAUACUAUAAACGAAGAGUUUGUAUCCUUGGGCUCGCGUUAAAUGCACCGUCUAUUGCCAAACAUGCAAGAGGAACAAACAGAAGAGAAACGAGUCUCCUAGAGAAUCCUGUUUUUGCACAAGUUUCCUUUGACUAGAACUUCUUCCUCGUCUCAAUUAGAACGUGUUGUGAUGAUGGAAAUGUGUUGGCUCACACCUCGUCUCCUACAGUGUACUUUCUGUUCUUACUAGACUCAUCAAGAAUGUCAUUUACUACCUAAGUUAAAGAUGAAAAAACCUCAUAACACCAUCACAACAUUUGUACUUGUCACUACAAAAUGCCUUUUGUACCCCUUAAAGUUCCAAAAAAGGAAUGUGAGCUGUAGUGUGUCCUUUCUUUUGCAACACACGUAAGCAUUGCAGUUUACUUUUCACGCAUAGUAUAUAAUAAUAUGUCAAUUUCUUAUAGUCAUUUCAAUUGUAAAAAAAAAAAUUCUCGCUUUCCUUUUCCCUUCAAAAAAUAUCUUUCUGGAAAUUUUAUUAAGGGAUGGGAUUCUAAUGUCAAAAUAUGUUAAGCAUUAACUCAAAAAUGAGGUACAAAUAUAUACUAUUGUGCUCAAUCUAAGCUCAGGUGCUGUUCAUAACAGAAAUGUCAUCAUAAAAAGGAUUUAUCUUUUCCAUAAAAAUUUACUUACUGCUCACAAACAGUAUUGAUUUGUGCAUAGAUAGCUUUAUGUCAUCAGUUUAUAUUUCGUCGCCGAUGACCCAACUCUUAGAUAUUGAACUGGAAGUUCAAAGAAUAAUAUCAGCAAUUUUAUAAGAUGCAUAUAUAUAUGCACAUCCAGUUCAAUACACUAGACAUCACACGAAAUGUAAACAGAUGUCAGGCUUAGAGCCACAUAAGCUUCUAGCAUUGGAUCUCUAAAAAUUUGAAGGAAAUCAAACUGUAAGCUUCUCACGAUUCCUUUAGUCCCUAUGAAACUAUACAAAACCUCUAGUGCAUUAGCAUUUCUUAUCUGUAGAUAAUGAAAGCCUUUCAUUCUUUUAACUUUAGAAGAGUGAAUAAUUUUAUCUUAUCAUAAAUUAAACAAUGAAUUUCAUUUAACCUGCCAGUUGGUGUUAAUUUAAUCAAAAUGAUUAAAUUAAUGAAAACGAUUAAAUUAAAGUCAUCAAUGGAAGGUUAGGAUGUUCUUAAGAAAGCGAACGUUAUCAAAAAUGCUUUUUUACGAUUGUAACUGAGUUUCGUAAUAAUUUCGCGCUUAGUUGUUUCUUUGGGAUUUUCGCGAUUAGUGAGUGAUUUAGCGAUUUCGCGAUGAAGACUCACACUGCAAACUUCGCGAUUAGACUUCCGAAUUUUUAGAAAUUUCGCGACUAGCAAUAAUAUGUAUAAAGCAAUUUCGCGAUUAGUAUUUCAUUUCACAGCCAACUCGCGAAUUAUAACGCCGUGAGGUUUCGCGAAAAGUAAUAAGCAUUCUGGUGAAUUGUACAAUUUGUAGUCAUUUUCAUAGGUCAAUUCUUUUUUUAGAAAGAUUUCGUUUUUAAGUCAACAGUUUUAGUAAUGCCGACUCACCGAAAAAUCCUUUUCCUCGAUUCCAAUUGUUAUUUCUCUGUCAUUUUGAAAUCUCUUUUCAAAGCUCUGUUUGUGCUUGAAUCUAUUCAAAAUGAGAUUUUCCUAGUGCAUCUAAGAAUAACAUAAUAAAUAAACAUUUUAUGUUGUUUAAUUCUUCUCGCUGGAGUGAGGUGAAAAGAAAUGCUUCAUAGAACUUAAAGAGAAUGUGUGCAUCGUCUAAUGUGAUAUAGUCAUACUUUGUUAUUGAUGUAGAGCAGUUAGUUUCAUAAAAGAAAUUGCUCUUGUUCACAUAGAGUUUCAAGUGCAAUUCCUGUAAUCAAAUUGAGUGUAUAUAAAGAGUACAAUAAAACAAUUCCUGUUGCAAUUGGUUAUAAUCUUAAAUGGAAACAUUAUGAGAAAUGACCUGAGAAGUCGUUUUAUAAGCUGUGAUAUUCUGUAUGCAGUCAUGUUCCUGAAUGUUGUCUUUUCAUUUCAUUUCUGAGUUCAGUUCUAAAUGGCAUUUCAGUUGGCGCUUGUUCAAAACAUUUCUCCAUAGCAAGGCGCUGGGUGUGAUUUUUGUGUCUCUCAUUUCUUGAAUUGUAUUUUCAAAAUAUAGAGCAAUAAAAAGAAACUUUGAAAUUAUAUUAACACACAAGUAUAUAAUAUGUGAUAUAUUCUUCAAAAUAUCAAUGUAAAAAUUAUGUUAAUCCAUGUUGUCAAUGUUAUUUAAUGUAUGUAUAUGUGUGUGUGCACUCCAAUACCUCCGAAAUUUAAGAAUUCCUGAUAUUCAAGUGCAAUACCUAUUUCGUGUUAUCAAAUACAUGUGCACCGUAUACAAUUUCUGAUAACAUUUUUGUCUAAUAUAUGUUACGUUUCUGCCUUAAUAAUAUUCAUAGAAAUGUGCCAAAUCAGAUUUCAUGUGACUUUUUCCAGAACAUGUAAAUAUUGCGUAAAUGAAGAUAAUUUACAUAAAACCAGUCAAAUAUUUCAAUUAACCUCGAAUUUAUUUUCCUACAAAUUGAGAAUGUUUUUCUUAUAAAGCAUGUUCUGUACACUAUCCAUUGUAGCUACUGUAGUUAACUGUACAUAUACACAGAUAUUUUAUCCUUGUGUUGUCCUACUUUCAAUCCUUAUGUCCAUAUAUUUCCCUGAAACAGAUAUAGUCUUUUAAUAUAUACCAUUUAAAUUGAAUUUCAUCUUAAUAUUCUAACUACAACAUUUUUGUUGCAACAAUGUCAAUACCAUUAAAAUUUAUCUACGUUUUUUUAGAAGCCAGAAAUAUUGACUUUCUCAAUCAUUUAGAACAACAACAAUAUGAAUUCCUUUUAUCUUAUUGAGAUUUUCAAUUAAUUGAUAUUUACCACUAGUAUGUCCGUCCGCAAACUUAUGGUUAGAAAACCAUUCUGAACCCCAAUAUAGAUGAACAAACGAAACAAAGGACUUCCUCAUCGUAGUGCAUUAUUUUCCUCACAGUACAGGUAUCUGUAGCAAUACUUACUAUGCAAUAAAAAUAUUUUUCAAAUAAAUCAUUCAAAAUAUUACAAUGAAAUCUAGGUGAUGAUUAAGAGCUGAAAUUGAAAUUUUCGGAUUCUGUAAGUAAAAUUCUGUAGCUGCAGAAAUGAAUAAUCAUCUUAUAUUUGUGAUAUUUAUGUAUUCUGCCGAUAUAAUUCAAUUUUUGUCCUAACUUUUUUAUUACUAUUGAGAUGUACAAGUAAAUGUUACUUAAAAGCCUUCUUUUAGAAAUAUAUGAAUUCAAACAGGAAUUCUGCCUUCAAUAUGUGGCCACUUUUUUAAAAACUUGUUAUCUUAUCUAAUCUUGAAGAAUGUAUUCAUUUCAUUAUCUAAAAUUGUCAGUUUUUUUGUUUCAAAUGACCAUUGAAGGUAACGUGUAAAAUUAUCAAUGAAACGGGCAUUUUAAAUAGACAGUUUUUAGAUUAAUCAAUUAUUGUUGAUCAUUUUCUUGAAAAGAUAGGAAAAGACGGUCAUAACAAAAAUUGUGGUGGUAAGAUGGUUAAAUUUGAUGAUAACAUUCAAAGGAAUUUGGGAGAAGAGAUUUUGUUGAAUGUGUAAUCAAGCAAACGUUCUACAUUUUUUGACUCUACUGGCAAGCUGAUAUGUAUUCAAAUUGUUUUGAUUUCACUUAUCAAACAAAACAGUUUGGAUCCAUCACAAUUUUUCGUGCUCUUUACUCGCUACAAAUUCCACUGAAUAUAAAGGUAUGCAUUAAGAAAAUUCUCAUAUUAUCACUGAAUUCAAAAAGGAAAACUGUGCUUCUAUUUAAUAUAGAAGUAGAAACUGUUGAUGUCGACAAAAUAUGUCUACUAGUUCGAUAAAAGAAAUCGUCUUUUAGUUCACGAUUAGAUCUAGAGAAUAGAUGAGAAAUGAGAGUUUGUAGAUGGAUAGCGUAGCGUUGCAUGAGGAAUUUUGUUAUGCAUGAAAUAGAAAUAACAUUCUCCUUCUAUUGCUUGUUUGCGGUUAAAAGAAAUAAACAUUAGAGCUUAAAACUAAUCUUGAAUGAACGGUGCAACUCUGAUCAAUCGAGAAGUAAAACAUUUUGACAGGCGAGCCAGAAGUAUUUUUGAAAAUCACCAUUUUACUACCACAUCUUUCGAGCCAAAAGAGCUUUAGUUUCUUCCUUUUUUUUUUUUUUUUUUUUUUUUUUUUGAACGUGCGCACACAUGCGAACGAUAUAGAUCUUUCUUUCAUUUCCAAGUUGAAAUUUUAUCAUACUCUCUCUAUUGAUCUUAUCUUCACUCCUCUUCUCUCUUGUCCUCUUCCGUUGCUCUUUCUCCACUUUCAUGUUAAAGCCACACUUAUUGUGGCGUGUUUGUAGAAUUCUAGUCAUUUAUAAAUCUAUGAUUCUUCUAUAAAUAAGCACCAAUGCACUAUUGUAACUCAAAGACUGCAUAGCUGAAAUAUGUUUUGUGUUUCACAAAGAACAUUAUGUGCUUUCUGAAUGUUCACAAUAAAUUCAUUAUGAUUACUCUAUCGAAAUAUAAUUAAAAUGUUAUAACUGUUAAUGGUGUAAAAAAUCUUGCAUUGUGGCUCCAUAUGUGCAAAUAUAUAUGCCAAAGAGAAGGAGUUGCCACAGUAGUUUUAUUUGCCAUUCCAGUAAAAUUAGAUGGCAAUUGUGUUGUACACAGUAACGCCUGUAAUAAAGAGUCAGCAAAUUUUUACAGAUGAAAUGUUGCAUGAUUAAUGUUCAUUAGUUAUGAAAAUUUCCCAUCAUGUAUUGCAAAGUGAUGUAGCAAUUGGAUUAAUGCAUAUAUAAGUCACUAAAGGCGAUCCAUUCGUCCAAAGCAAUCUUAAUACGUAGGUAUAAGAUAAUCGCUCAACGCACCUAGUGGCCAUAACAUGAGGGUGCAAAAUUCUUUUACUGUAGACUUUGUAAUCACAAUAAAAUGAUACCUAAUCUC
Argiope bruennichi is the source of this 6606-nucleotide messenger RNA. RefSeq names its product gamma-aminobutyric acid receptor subunit beta-like. The coding region runs from base 259 to 1704 and encodes 481 amino acids. NCBI's taxonomy places the organism in Eukaryota, Metazoa, Arthropoda, Arachnida, Araneae, Araneidae. Gene Ontology annotation, cellular component: neuron projection; synapse; membrane. The record is from RefSeq and is a predicted model, not a curated record. Gene Ontology annotation, biological process: chemical synaptic transmission; signal transduction; nervous system process. Gene Ontology annotation, molecular function: extracellular ligand-gated monoatomic ion channel activity; GABA-A receptor activity; chloride channel activity. The transcript is spliced from 8 exons.